AUGUCGACGUCUGCCGAGUGUAAUGCUGUACUGAAGGACACUAUAAGCCCUUCACUUCUCGGCCAAGUACGAAAAGUCUGGUUCGAGCAUAUAAAGACUGAGGAUGGCCUGAUCUUUCCGAGCCAGGACGAUUUCAAACGGUGGUUUGUCCGCGAUGAAAGUUUUGAUCAGAUUUGCGCAGAACAAUUCAAGACUGCCCUUGACCAGAUUCUGGAGUCCAAGGCAAGCGCGCAAGACAUGUUGGAGGUGAUUGAUACCUCUUCCCCGCUCGACUGGCUCAGCGUCAUCCUCCUUCUUGAUCAAGUUCCUCGAAAUUGUUAUCGUGGAGACGCUUCGAAGAUGGUCUUCGAGCGCUUCGAUCCUCUUGCUGAAGCGGUGGCUCUGCGUGACAUUGAUGCCGGUAUACCUGCCAUGUCCUCAGUGGUGCGCUAUCGUCUCGCCUAUCGAAUGUGGUUCCAACUGCCGUUGAUGCACUCCGAAAAGCUCAGUGUCCAUGAAAAGGCCGUGGCGCAGUAUGAAAACAUCGCCAAAGAUGUCGAUGAUCUUUUGACCCAAAAUCCGUCCACGUUGGGGGACGAUGAAAAAGAAUGCCACAAAGUCUUGUCAAAGAACACUGAGGCUGUCCAUGGAUCGCUGUCCCAUCAAUUGGAAUUCGAGAAACGGCACAAAGUGAUCAUCCAGCGCUUUGGUCGGUACCCUCAUCGAAACCAGGCUUUGGGUCGGUCAUCGACUGCGGAGGAGGUGGAAUAUCUAGAAAAUGGUGGUGAGACAUUUGCGCAGUAG
Penicillium diatomitis is the source of this 783-nucleotide messenger RNA. Its product is annotated as DUF924 family protein. Gene Ontology annotation, molecular function: protein binding. NCBI's taxonomy places the organism in Eukaryota, Fungi, Ascomycota, Eurotiomycetes, Eurotiales, Aspergillaceae. The coding region runs from base 1 to 783 and encodes 260 amino acids. The transcript is spliced from 2 exons. The record is from RefSeq and is a predicted model, not a curated record.